AUGGAAAGUGUUGCAGUUCCUGUAGUGAGGUUCAUCGCCGGUGACUUUUGGUCGUCCGUGAAGAUGAGGCAAGUGCGUGUUCUGUGCCAGAAGACGACUACGCCUGUCCAAGUGUUGGAAGUGGCAAUGGAAGACGAUGACUCUGUUCGCAAGGUCAUCAAGAGGAUAGGUCUCACUGACCGCCGAGGCCGCGACAGUUGGCGUGAGGUUUUCAAAGAAAUCAGCUUCAUGGGCAACGUCUCACACCCGCAUAUCAUGAAGAUGGACUGGGCGGUGAGGUGCAAGGGCUUUGUAGCUAUCUGCAUGCCUCUGUGCUCACGAGGAUCUUUGCACGAUGCACGUCAAAGUCUUAACAGUGAGCAGAUAGAGCGCUACUUCGUGCAGAUCGCCUGUGCACUGAGAUACCUUCACGUUAGGUGCGCUGUGCACGGGGACGUGAAGCCCGGCAACAUCUUCCUAGAUAACUCCAACAACGCUAUUCUUGGAGACAUGGGGAUGUCCCGCUUCCUGGCCCACGGACAAGAUCGAGUGAGAAGCUGGAGUAUACUUGGAACAAGAGGCUUCCUCGCUCCAGAGAUCAUGUCUGACGUCACUGCAGAUCCUUUUCUGACGGACGCGUACGCACUUGGAGCAACGCUGUGGUGUCUGGUCUUCAAACGUAACCCUCGCAACUGGGAGGAUCUUCUGACUGCUGUGGAGUCCGACAGCAUCCUGCUGCCACGCAUGGGAUUCUACAGAUUCGUUCUCUCCAGGCUUGUGCAGAACAACCCACGACUCCGACUUUCAGUCUGCGAUCUCCUGGGAUUCCUGCGUCUGCGCUUUGAGAGGUUCAGGUGUCUGUCUUACACAACAGCUCGCAAUGAAAGCCGCGGUCAAGAUGCUAUGGGUCAGCUGCGUGCUGAAGGCCUCGAGGCCAAGUUCCACCCACUGGACAUCACUGACCACAACAGCGUCAUCACCCUCAGAGACUUCCUGCAUGAUAAUUACCAGGGUUUAGACAUAUUGGUCAAUAACGCCGCCAUUGUUUUUAAGAUUAUGAUCUAA
Messenger RNA from Aplysia californica (California sea hare), 1044 nucleotides. RefSeq names its product cell cycle serine/threonine-protein kinase CDC5/MSD2-like. Gene Ontology annotation, cellular component: cytoplasm. NCBI's taxonomy places the organism in Eukaryota, Metazoa, Mollusca, Gastropoda, Aplysiida, Aplysiidae. Gene Ontology annotation, biological process: protein phosphorylation. The record is from RefSeq and is a predicted model, not a curated record. Gene Ontology annotation, molecular function: ATP binding; protein serine/threonine kinase activity. Bases 1 to 1044 code for a protein of 347 amino acids. The transcript is spliced from 6 exons.